AUGCGUUAUAUCCAAUUGUUAUAUGAAGCAGCUGAAGAGAUUCGGAAAUCAAAAAUCGUAACAACAGAAGAAUCGUCAACAGAGACAGAGACUAACAUCGAUAUUUCAGACGAGAUACGCUUGAUUCCAGUAUCAAUUGCAGAAACCCUGUCUGUUCGAGACGUCAGAUCAAAACAUAUGGGACGACUUGUUAGAAUGGAAGGCGUGGUGACAAAAGUGUCAACAGUUAAACCGAGAUUGCAGAUUGCGUAUUAUCGAUGCGAAGACUGUGGAUGUGAAGCACACCAACCAAUUGACGCCCCAUCGUUCAUGCCAUUAAUGUUUUGUCAAUCUGAAGCGUGUCGUAAUAAUCAGAAGAAGGGCGAGUUAACUCUGGAACUUGUGGAUUCAAAGUUCAUUAAGUAUCAAGAAAUUAAGAUUCAAGAACCCGCCAAUCGAGUCCCAACAGGCUCAAUUCCCCGAACUCAAAAGCUUGUUGUGGAGGGAUCACUGACUCGUCGUCUCGUCCCUGGAAUGAGUGUCGUUCUCGCUGGAGUCCUUCUUCCUGUCCAAAACACCGGAUACCAAGCUCUUCGCUCCCAUCUAAUAGCAGAAACAAAAUUCCACGUCCAAGAUGCGAUUGUGGCGAAAAAAGGAUACGAGGAAAAUAUGAAUGGGUUGAAUCUUGAAGAGAACCAAGAAACAGCAAAGAUUCUUGAUCGCUACAAAAACGAUCCUGAGUUGUACGAAAAAAUGGCUCGAUCGAUGGCUCCAUCAAUCCAUGGCCUUGAAGAUGUUAAAAAAGUUCUUCUGCUUCAACUGGUUGGAGGAGUAACAGAAAAAUUUGAAGAUGGAAUGCAAUUGCGUGGCGAUAUUCAUGUUCUGUUGAUGGGCGAUCCCGGAGUUGCUAAAAGUCAAUUAUUGGGGCAGAUCUGCAGAAUUGCACCAAGAGCACAUUACACUACAGGAAAGGGGAGUAGCGGCGUCGGUCUGACAGCGUCCGUUGUACGGGACCCAUUAACGGGAGAUUUCACACUAGAGGGUGGAGCUAUCGUGUUAAGCGACAGAGGGGUGUGCUGCAUUGAUGAGUUUGAUAAGAUGGACGAAUAUGAUCGAACAGCAAUCCAUGAAGUGAUGGAGCAGCAAACUGUCUCUAUCAGCAAAGCUGGAUUAACAACCACAUUGAACGCCAGGACGUCAAUACUUGCUGCUGCUAAUCCUCAGUAUGGACGCUAUGAUAUAAGAAAGACUCCAAUGCAAAACAUGAAUCUUCCUGCUGCGUUAUUAUCCCGAUUCGACAUUCAAUUUUUGCUGUUGGAUAAAGCAGAUCGCGAGGACGACUCGAGAUUAGCAAGACAUGUGUUGAAAGUGCAUCAACUGUCAUCAUCCGCUAAUCGAGUGGACUCGACCGCGACGAAUGGAGGAGGAGUCAGUCGCGAUAUAGAUGGACAAGAGAUUUUUGAUGCCGCAACGAUUCGAUUAUUAAUUUCAAAAGCGAAAACUUACAAUCCCCGAAUCUCUGAGACUCUGAUCAAGGAAGUUGUGGAAUAUUAUGUCGAUUUGCGUCAAACUGAAAGACGAAACAUGAAUGCAGAAUCGACAACUUAUACAACACCACGAACACUUCUUGCUGUUCUGCGUCUGGCUCAAGCGUGCGCGAGACUUCGAUUCUCUGAUAUCGUGGAAAGAGGAGACGUCGAGGAAGGACUGCGACUGAUUGCAGAAUCAAAGCGAUCUGUCACUGAAGAACAAGAAGCUGCUCAGCGAAAACGAAAGAAAGCAGACUAUCAGAGUGACAUUCUUGAUAUAUUGAAAGAUAUUGAUAAUCGAUAUUCGAAGCGUGAUGGAUGGAAUGGAUGGUUACCAAUGAUUGAAAUAGAAGGACAAGUCGCUCGAAUGGGUUUCACUAAGGAGCAAUUAUUGAAGACGAUCGAGGCGUAUAUUGAGUUGGAAGUGCUUCAAUGGAAAAGCGAGACAAACAGGGAAGUCGGUUUUAGCGUGCGUUUGAGUGAAGUUGCAUAA
Condylostylus longicornis is the source of this 2001-nucleotide messenger RNA. RefSeq lists its product as uncharacterized. Gene Ontology annotation, biological process: DNA strand elongation involved in DNA replication; double-strand break repair via break-induced replication; DNA replication initiation. Gene Ontology annotation, cellular component: nucleus; MCM complex. The record is from RefSeq and is a predicted model, not a curated record. The coding region runs from base 1 to 2001 and encodes 666 amino acids. Gene Ontology annotation, molecular function: ATP binding; single-stranded DNA helicase activity; ATP hydrolysis activity. NCBI's taxonomy places the organism in Eukaryota, Metazoa, Arthropoda, Insecta, Diptera, Dolichopodidae. The transcript has 4 exons.